GUAAAGAGUAGGAAGAGAGGAAGUGUUAGAGUGUUCUCUGUCUGUCAUUGUGUGCUGCACAGUAACCUGUCAGGGCUUCCAAUGGAUCUCAGCUGUGACUGUUGCCAUAUUUUGGGAGUGGCCCUUGGGGCGUUAUUGUUAUUUGUAUUGCUCGGGAUAGCUCAUCGCCUUGGCGUUAUCUACCAACUCUUUCACAAGGUGGAAACAAAUAGUUCACGUCAUGGUGGAGAGCUUGUGGCCAAUUUAUUACGGGCUCAUGGAGUACGCUAUGUUUUUACCUUAGUUGGAGGGCAUAUAUCUCCCAUACUGGUCGCUUGUGAAAAGUUGGGCAUCCGUGUGGUGGACACGAGGCAAGAGGCCACCGCAGUUUUUGCUGCCGAUGCUGUAGCCAGACUCUCUGGCACAGUGGGGGUGGCUGCAGUAACCGCGGGUCCUGGCUUAACCAACACGGUAACAGCCAUUAAAAAUGCUCAAAUGGCGGAGUCCCCGCUCCUACUCAUUGGUGGAUCAGCAGCAACUCUUCUACAGGGUCGGGGAGCUCUCCAAGAUAUAGACCAGAUGUCACUAUUUAAGCCAAUUUGUAAAUUCUGUGCCUCUGUUAGGACAGUACGCCAGAUCGUUCCUGUGCUAAGGAAAGCUAUGGCUCUCGCUCAGUCUGGAACACCAGGACCAGUGUUUGUUGAAUUUCCUAUUGAUAUUUUGUAUCCGUACCAUGUUGUCCACAAAGAACUGUCCCCAAAAGGUGUUCCAAAAGGAAUUGUAGGCAAAGUUAUCAACUGGUACUUACAGAAUCACCUUAAAAAUUUGUUUGCUGGAGCCUGGGAACCUUGUGAUGUUUCACCUCUCCAGGUCUCUAUCCCUCUUGCCACGGCUGACCAGGUUCAGCGGUGUAUAGAGCUGGUGAGCCGUGCAAAAAAGCCAGUAUUCCUUUUGGGUAGCCAGGUCACCCUUCCUCCUAUUCCUGUAGAAAAACUCAGAAAAUCUUUGGAGUCUUUAGGCAUCCCUUGUUUCUUGGGAGGUAUGGCAAGAGGCAUGAUGGGAAAGGACAGUCCUUUGCACAUUCGUCAGAAUCGAAGGGAUGCCUUGAAGGAAGCAGAUCUGGUCAUUCUGGCUGGCACAGUCUGUGAUUUCCGUUUAUCAUAUGGCCGUGUUCUGAACCGUCGCAGUAAAAUCAUUGCUGUAAAUAGAGAUCGAUCUCAGCUCUUGAAGAACUCCGAUAUGUUCUGGAAACCAACUGUUGCAAUACAAGGGGAUGCUGGCUCCUUUAUAGUCAAUCUCUCAGAGGGACUCAAGGGAUAUACCUGUCCCUCCGACUGGACAGAACAACUGAAGUCAGGAGAUGUCACUAAAGAAAAAACAAAUAAGCAAAAAGCUGAAGAGAAAACUGAAAGACAUUUAAAUCCUCUUAAGGUUUUGCAUUUGGUGGAUGAAGAAAUGGCAGACGAUAGUAUCAUUGUAGCAGAUGGAGGAGACUUUGUAGGAAGUGCUGCGUACAUCCUACGCCCCAGAGGUCCACUGCGCUGGUUAGAUCCAGGUGCAUUUGGUACUCUCGGUGUUGGUGGUGGAUUUGCUUUGGGGGCUAAGCUGUGCCGCCCAGAUUCAGAGGUGUGGAUUGUAUUUGGAGAUGGAUCAUUAGGAUACAGCAUUGUAGAAUUUGAUACUUACACACGUCAUAAGACUCCAGUGAUUGCGCUUAUUGGAAAUGAUGCUUGCUGGAGUCAGAUUUCUCGAGAACAAGUUCCAAUGUUGGGAAGCAAUGUUGCCUGCAGCCUGGCCUAUAAUGAUUAUCACACUGUGGCAGAAGGAUUCGGUGGAAAAGGCUUCCUGGUCACUCGACAGGAUGACGAUAGAAUAGUUGACAUCAUCAAGGAGGGACAGAAAGCUUGCAAGAAUGGGAAAGCUGUACUAAUCAAUGUGUUAAUUGGGAAAACAAAUUUUAGAGAAGGAUCUAUUUCUGUAUAAAACUUUGUUUUCCUCUCUUUACGUGUCGAUGAGAAGGACUCAGAAAUGGUAACAGAUCACAUCUGUUCUGGGUAGAUGCUAAAUGUUCUUUGUCCAUUCUGGGGCCAAUGGAUUUCUUUUUGGGUAUCCGAGUUGCUUUUCCAUUUUUGUGAAAAUGGUGCUUGGAAGCAUCUUCUGUUCCGGUAUAAUUAAUAUAGUUGUUGCCCAUGUGGCACCCAAACAGUGUAAAAGUGAACUCAGGGAAACUAUGCACUUAAUUGUGAAUCAAAAUCGUAAAAUCUCACAGUGAAAUUAAAGUAAAAUAAUAUCUGUUUAAAUAGAAGAGGAGGUAUGUAUUGUAAUAUUACUAAUUAGAACUACCUACUUUAUUACAUUCCAUUUCAUAGUUGAAAUUUGGUUUGCUUGAAAUCCAGUUUACAUUUUACAAGUUCGGUUGUUACUCUUUGUUUUCUUAUUGUAACAAUACAAUCUUUAGGCAUUAAUACUUGAUGUAAGAUAAAUCAUUUUGAGUAUAUUUGUAUCCUAUGUUGUUGGAGCAUAUUACAUCCUCUUGCCUUAGGAACUAUACUAUAGAGGUGUUGUUUUUUUGUUCUCAUUUGAAGAAUAGAAAAAAAUGGAAUAGUGCUGUUUGGUGGGUCCAAACAAAACCUAACAAGGGUCUUUCAGAAGCUUAAUAUUACGUAAUAUUGUUCAUAAUAUUACUCUUCUGUUGGCACGUGAAAGUAUAUUUUAAGUUAGAAGUGCUGUUGCUGUUUUUUUUUUUUUUUUUCUGUUCACCUGUCGUUAGGACUAAAACUGCUAAUUUGUUUUAGAUUAUGAUUUGCUGUGUGUCUGCCACUACAUUUUGUUUUUAUUACUUUUUUAUUUUUAGUAUAAACUUAAAAACAAAUCUGGCAGCACCUCUUCCAUUUUCAUUUCAUUCGUAGAGAUUAAAGUUGGCAAAUUCUGAACAUUGAUAAGGAUUAAUACGAUUAUUUCUUAGCACUUUUUCUUCUCCUGGAUGUCAUCCAAGGUGACGAGGUUGGGGAUGUCCCUCCAUGAUUAUACAGUAGGCAGUGCACAGGAAGUAGAUUUAAAGCCAUGAAAGGGAAUAUUAAUAGAUUUUUAAAGUGUCACUUUUAGUACCUUAACUACUAUAGAUCAUUGUAGUUUUUGAGAUACUUUGUUUCUGUGGGUGUCAUCCCCUGGUUUUCUGUUAACAUGUUUUGUAGCAGUUUGAUAAAACCCUGGUUUCUCUCCAGGACCUAUAGCCUGCACUCUCUGCAGCUAUACUGAUAAUAUAGAAGUUACAAUUCCAUGUUAUCAAGUGCGAUUCCAUCCAAUCUUGAAACACAAUGACAGGCUGAGAGUGUGGAACUAACACAGCCCAGCUUAGCUUCACCUUUAAACUGCACAUGUUUUUUUCUCUGUUGUGUCUUUGCCUAAUAACAUCUUUGAAAAAUUUGGAUUGCAAUCCAUUCAUAUUUUGCCUUAUAAUUUACGUAAGUAGGCAGGAAUUUGUAGUUAAUUAUUUUUAUUGGAAACCUUCUAUUUAGACAUGUUUUGUUCUGUAUAUUUUAAUUUCAAUCUGUACCAAUACAUCAGUUGGUAUAUGUUAAGUUCUAUGUUAGCAGCCUUAGUGUUAUGAAGGGUACGGUUACUGGUCAGUUUUAAGAAACUUUCAU
Pelobates fuscus (common spadefoot toad) is the source of this 3626-nucleotide messenger RNA. RefSeq names its product ilvB acetolactate synthase like (gene ILVBL). Gene Ontology annotation, cellular component: acetolactate synthase complex. Lineage: Eukaryota; Metazoa; Chordata; Amphibia; Anura; Pelobatidae. The transcript is spliced from 16 exons. The coding region runs from base 82 to 1962 and encodes 626 amino acids. Gene Ontology annotation, molecular function: thiamine pyrophosphate binding; magnesium ion binding; acetolactate synthase activity. Gene Ontology annotation, biological process: L-valine biosynthetic process. The record is from RefSeq and is a predicted model, not a curated record.